Molecule: messenger RNA, 2043 nt
Organism: Paralichthys olivaceus (Japanese flounder)
Lineage: Eukaryota; Metazoa; Chordata; Actinopteri; Pleuronectiformes; Paralichthyidae
Source: RefSeq, a predicted model, not a curated record
CAGGAAGAGUUGACCACCGAGGUGUCCGAGGGAGGGACGAAGGAAACGAGUAAGACAAAAGAUGAAACUCGUCCAAAAGAGGAGGCACCACUUUGUAGUGCCAUUGUUUUGGAAGCAUCACAAAAAGUGUUCCCAGAGGAUUUAGAAAGUGGAAAUGAUCCAUCUUGUGCAGAAGAGUCUGGUGUGAUGAAGAAGGAAAAAUCACCCAAAAUAGACAUCAAGAAAGAAGAUACAUCUGCAAAACAGUCCCAAGGAGAUGUCGCAACUCCAGCAGAAGAGAAGAACCAGCAACCGUCCGGUAAAAGUGACACAGUAGCUGUGGAAAGUGUUCUGCUGAACCUGGAUGAAGUGAGCGAUGAAGAGGACGAUUACCCUGAAGACACAGCCAAGGUGGAAGAAUUGAGAGAGAGGCAAGCUGCUGUUAAAGAGAAGCAGCUCGCCAAGGAGCAAGAGAGGAAGACCAGGCAGAAAGAUGGGAGGGAGCAGAGGAGUCGGAGUGGGAGGUGGAAGGCGAAGGAAAGGGGAAAAGAGAGGGACCCCAGAGAGCUGGUGACUCUGGAUGAGGUGGGAGCAGAUGAGGCAGGGGAAGGAGCGGUGGCACAGUGUCGAGAGCUGGACGUUGAGAUCACAGCAGGAGAACUGCAGGGGCUCGUCACUCUGGAUGAAAUCGUAGAAGCAGCGGAGGGAGAAGUUGAGGAAGGAACGUUGGAGACCCGCCCACCCAUCAAAGAGGACCCCGCAGUGGAGGCUGUGGAUGAAGCAGGUGACGAUGAGGAGGGGAACAAAGAGGAAGCUGAGAAAACCUCCAGACCUGUGAAACGCAGAAUCAAUGACGAUACAGAGGAGAGUAUGAAGUUUGUGACGGUGGACGAGGUGGGAGAGGUGGAAGAGGAGGAGGAGGAGGAAAAGAAGGAAGCUCCCAGGACAAGAGGCCGACCCAAGAAGAGAACCAGAAAGAUGCCUGUGAGAAAAUCUACCAGAGGGAAGAAAGUUGUUGCAAAAGAUGUGAGAGAAGAACAACAGGAAUCAGGCUCUGAAGCUCCACCUCCCACUUCUCUCGACGCCUCGUCGUCAUUGCACAAAGAUCCAUCAACGUUAUCGGGUGACACCCAGGGAGAGGUCCAGGAGGCAGAGGUAGAAGGAGCAGGCCGUUCGGACAUCGAUGCUGCCUCUGCUGGGGAGGACCUGCGGCCUGAGCCCCCUGAGAACCAGAGGCCUGAAGGAGAGGAGGAGAUAGAAGGACGGUGCACGGAGGACGUUAAAGUUCCGAGCAAAAGGAAGGGGGAUCUUGUCGGACCUGAGGCAAAGAGAUCUCGCUCUGUGUCUCCCUCCAUGUCCACCGACAUCAAACUGCCACCAUUCAGUCCCAGCAGCCCCGUCGGUCCAGAGUUUCUGGUCCCCAAACUGGGGUACUUCUGUAAUCUCUGCCAUGUUUUCUGCCUGCACGAGAGCAGCGCCAAGGACCUGCACUGUAGCAGCCAGACACACUACGACAAUCUGCAGAAGUACUACCAGAAGCUUCAACCUGAACCCAGAAAAGGGUCAACGGAAAAUCCUCAAGCUUCCUUUUCUGAUUGAUCCAGACUUCAGCUGCUGAUCUUUUUUAGUAUGGUUGGUCCACAGAGGAGAUUUAUGAACUUUUUGAGUUACAGGGAAGGUUUCUGAUUAUUGGAGGUUUACCUGGCACUCUGAUGAUUUACAUUAAGCUGUUGCACUAUCCAGGGCAUAUAUGAUGAUAUUAAUUCACAUGUUCAUUUAUGAACUGUUUUUGGAAAUGUGAUUAAAGUUUGGUCCGGUUGACCUUGAAUCGUUGAAUGAUUGAGCGGUGCGAACAUCAGUUUCUGGGAAAUCUUUGGGACGAGGAUUUCUGGGCAAAGAGAUGCUUUUUUCUUUUACUCUGAAAGUUCUGGUGCAUUCAAGUCAUGUUGGAAGAAUCAGAAAACCAAGAUAUUAGCAGAAACCAUGAUAACAAAUAAGGUUUUUUUUUUUCCUACUGUCGAUGUAUUUGAAAGCUCUGAACAAUAAAACUCAACUUUUUUUUUU